GGUGAAGCAUGGAAGAGGGGUGUGCGUAUUUGCUCGGGCGGAUAACUGAAGAAAACCUAUUUUCCAUCUGUUCUAUUUAAUUUUUUAGUUUUCCAUGACUUUACCAAUAACCAAAUAACGUUAUACUACCAAAUGUUUUUAUUUUUAUACCGCGAAGUGUUCUCUCAAUCUUAAAAUUUAUUUUAAUCACCACUGCGGUUGUUUGUACUGCUGUUUUUAUUAUUGAUAUUUUUAUUUCAUCGUUACUGUGUGCAAAUAUUUUCAAAAAUCUUACUGAAAACGCAAGUGUAAUACGUAAAGAGGUUUUAAUACGGAAAACCGUAAAUUUUAAUCGAAAUAUUGAGAAAAAAAAAUAUUAAAAAAAUAUAAAUUCAAACAUGUCUGACGGUCAUGGGGAGCCGAAUCAGCUGAAUUCAAGUAGAAAAGAAAGUGUUGCAGCAGCUAAUGUGCCUAGUGAUAGUCCUGUGACGGACCCUGGGCAGGUGCGUGGCGGGAACGCGGAGGCUGGUGCAGCAGCAGGCAAAUUCGAGGGCCAGCGCGGGAAAUCAGGCGCUUUGAAAAAAUCUGCCCGAUACAGGAGCAGAUCUCUUUCCGCAUCAUCUGCAGAUUCCUACAGUUCUACGUCAUAUACUGUUGUGCCAAGUACGACUGCCAUUCUCGAAGCUCAGAGUUCUGGAGAUGCAGGGUCAUCAUCAGACGAAGAUGAAGGAGUCCAGCCUCACGAGAAGGCCAUCGCAGCUGGACAGCCGAACCCAGCGUAUUGCGUCAGGAACAUUGAACAGCAUGCCUUCGGGAGACGGGAGAUCGAGAUUGCUGAACAGGAGAUGCCGGGCAUCAUGGCUCUCAGAGCAAGGGCUAAGGAUGAUAAGCCUUUGAAGGAUGCUAAGAUAGUAGGCUGUACCCACAUAAACGCGCAGACGGCGGUGCUGAUCGAGACGCUAGCAGCACUGGGCGCGACCGUGCGCUGGGCAGCCUGCAACAUAUACAGCACGCAGAAUGAAGUAGCGGCCGCUUUGGCGCAUGCCGGCUACGCAAUAUUCGCGUGGCGCGGGGAAAGCGAGGAAGCGUUCUGGUGGUGCAUCGACCAGUGCUGCACCCCCACAGCCACGUGGACCCCCAACAUGAUCCUCGAUGAUGGGGGGGACGCCACCCAUCUCAUGCUGAAGAAACACGCCGCGGCCUUCAAACAUAUUAAGGGUAUAGUAGAGGAGAGUGUGACGGGCGUCCACCGCCUGUACCAGUUGAGCAAGGCGGGCAAGCUGUGCGUGCCUGCCAUGAAUGUCAACGACUCCGUCACCAAGACCAAGUUCGAUAACUUAUAUUCUUGCCGGGAAAGUAUAAUAGACGCGUUGAAGCGCAGUACUGAUCUAAUGUUUGGGGGUAAGCAGUCGGUCGUCUGCGGGUACGGCGAGGUCGGCAAGGGGUGCUGUCAGGCGCUCAAGGCACUGGGAUGCGUUGUGUACGUGACAGAGAUAGACCCAAUAUGCGCGUUACAAGCCGCCAUGGAUGGGUUCAGAGUCGUCAAAUUAAAUGAGGUGAUAAGACAAGUGGACAUAGUGAUAACGGCGACGGGCAACAAGGGCGUGGUGACGCGCGAGCACAUGGAGCGCAUGAAGAACGGCUGCGUGGUCUGCAACAUGGGACACAGCAACACCGAGGUCGACGUGCACGCGCUGCGCACGCCCGACCUGCUCUGGGAGCGGGUGCGGAGCCAGGUGGACCACAUAAUAUGGCCAAACGGCAAGCGCAUAGUCCUGCUAGCGGAGGGUAGACUGGCGAACCUGUGUUGUUCCUCGCUGCCGUCGUUCGUGGUCUCGGUCACGGCCGCCACGCAGGCGCUCGCUCUCAUUGAGCUAUACAACGCGCCGCAUCAUCGGUAUAAGCAGGCUGACGUAUACCUAUUACCAAAGAAAAUGGACGAGUACGUGGCGAGUCUACACCUUCCCACGUUCGAUGCCCACCUCACGGAACUGACGGACGAGCAGGCGAAAUACUUAGGCUUAAAUAAAGUAGGCCCAUUCAAACCAAACUACUAUAGGUACUAGCAUAGAAUAGCAUACCGUAAUAAUAACGAUCGACGGUGAAAAUACGCCACGCAGUCGCCACGCAGUUGCCACGCACUCGCCACGCAGUCGCCCCGCAGUUGCGACGCAGGUAACGUUUAGAGUUUAGUAAGUUUGCUUUGUGUAUAAAAAUUGUUUAGUUUGAAUGAUUGGGGUGUUUUGUAAUUUGUAUGAUAUGAUAGUGAUUCUAGCGGGGAUGUAGCGUUUUUGUUGCGUGCGUACAACGUUUUGGUAUCGUCAUGAGCUAAUGUUGACAUGUAAACAGCAGCUCAUGUAGUGUAGAUGUCCCGUCAACAAGGAUGUAGCGAGGUUGACUGUUUAAUCUACACACUAAAUAGAGUAGAUGACUAAUUAUUAUUAUUUUAAUGUCCGUCUUGUAGAUUAUUUUAAAAUAUUAGACACGUAUUUUUUAUUUUCUUACAGAAACAAAUACUUUCGGAGAUAUAUU
This is a messenger RNA of Spodoptera frugiperda (fall armyworm), 2511 nucleotides long. RefSeq names its product adenosylhomocysteinase-like 1 (gene AhcyL1). NCBI's taxonomy places the organism in Eukaryota, Metazoa, Arthropoda, Insecta, Lepidoptera, Noctuidae. Gene Ontology annotation, biological process: L-methionine cycle. The transcript is spliced from 11 exons. Gene Ontology annotation, cellular component: cytosol. Bases 378 to 2045 code for a protein of 555 amino acids. The record is from RefSeq and is a predicted model, not a curated record.